UAUAUUUUGAAAUCCAAAUGUGGUUACACUGAUUACUAGUACCAUAUGACUUUUCCAAGAGACGCGAAAAUUACAUAGAGAAUUAGGCAAUUCAAUUGUACAUAAUCGCUUCGUAUCGAUGUUGUAGCAGCGCCCAAAAUGGCGGGCAUCCCGGGUGAAUUCGAUGAGACGGUGGUCAAUCAGUUUAGCUGCAAGCGUUGCGACCGCACGUUCAAAAGUAAACGCGACCAAACGUUGCACCGUCAGGAGGUGCACAACCACAACAAAACUACCUAUGAGUGCAAGUUGUGCUCCAAGAGUUUCUGCAACAGCGGCAACCUGGAUCGCCAUAUGAAGGUGCACAACGAUGUGCGACCAUUUGUUUGUAACUUAUGCUCCAAGGCCUUUGCACAGGCGGUUAAUCUGCAGCGACACUAUGCCGUGCACAGUGGCGAGCGUCCAUAUCAAUGCAACUUUUGCAACAAAUCCUUCACGCAGCAGAGCAACAUGAAGCGCCACAAAAUGACACACACCGGCGAAAAACCGUUCCGAUGCCAGAGAUGUGGCCGCUACUUCUCACAGUUGGUCAACCUGAAGAAGCACAAGUUGGGGCAUCUAAAUGCCAAGCCUUAUCAAUGCAACUACUGUGAGAAGGGUUUCACUCAGCUCUCCAACUUCAAACGACAUCUGCAGUCGCAUAUCAAGGAAGGCGUCGACGUGGAUGUACCCGGUGCAAUACAAGCAGCUACGGCCAUGGCGAGGGAGCGUCUAGAGGCAGAGCAGAAACCAAGUUUCUUUGAGUGCAUGGUCUGUCGUGCCAUUUUCGAAACGUUUGGCGACUAUGAGAAGCAUGAAGUCAAAUGCCAUGAAGACCAUGAACGGGCCCAGAUAGAGGCUAAUCAAAUACCGCAUAUGCAUACGGACGAUUACUUGCCCAUGAAGUUUUCGGUGCCUGAUCUGGAUACGCACGAGAUAAUUAUUGAGACUACACAUUAGAGCCACCCAACACAUCCAUAAAUACAUACGCCCACGAUCACAUACUAAAAUCUACAUCCACUACAAUCGAGAGUAAUCAUUUAUGAACGCUGCUGCAUCUGCAUGAACUUGUUGAUGUACAAGUCCUUGAGCUACAUACAUACGUCGUGCAAUAUGCAGCAACUACAUAUUUCUUCUUCUAUAUACUAUAAAUAAAUGCAACACAUUAAAAGCG
This is a messenger RNA of Drosophila nasuta, 1189 nucleotides long. RefSeq names its product zinc finger protein 239. Gene Ontology annotation, molecular function: DNA-binding transcription factor activity, RNA polymerase II-specific; RNA polymerase II transcription regulatory region sequence-specific DNA binding. Gene Ontology annotation, cellular component: nucleus. Gene Ontology annotation, biological process: regulation of transcription by RNA polymerase II. Bases 139 to 975 code for a protein of 278 amino acids. The record is from RefSeq and is a predicted model, not a curated record. The transcript has 4 exons. Lineage: Eukaryota; Metazoa; Arthropoda; Insecta; Diptera; Drosophilidae.